AGGAAGAGACAAGAUUCCAGAGUCGUGCAGCCGCAUAGAAGUGCAUCUGCAUCAGCUCGCUAACAGCUACCCUUCGCUAUCUCGAUUUUGUCAUCGGCGGACGACAUGCUGUUUGCUAAGGUAAUAGUGACAUUGGCCGUGUGUGGGACCCUCGCUCAUGCGGCGCCGCAGCGUCUCCUUGGCGGGGGUGGCGUAAGCGCUGAUAAGGACGCCGUUAUUACGUCCCAGCAGCUCGAGGUCAACUUCGACGGCAACUACGUCAACAACUUUGAGACGAGCAACGGCAUAAGCCAUCAGGAGUCGGGCGGCCCCAAGGCCAACGGUCCCGAGGGCCCGGCCAUCGUCUCUCAGGGCGCAACCUCCUACACGGCACCAAACGGCGAGGUCGUCAGCAUCCAGUUCGAGGCCGGCGAGAACGGCUACGUGGCACAGGGAUCCCACAUCCCCACCGCGCCCCCAAUACCCCCAGAGAUCCUCCGCGCCCUCGAGUGGAACGCAGCUCACCCCGAGGAGGACAGCAUCGACAGCCAGCCCAACAGACCACCCCUUCGAGGUUAACCGCAAGAUGUUAUAGAACUCCACUCAUAAUGCCAAGCCAAGCAUCAGGAUAAAAGAUGGUAAAACAUUCAAUGCAUCAGCGAAGGAGCUUCAACAUAGAUAUUAUAGGAUGAUGGGAGAGGGGGCAACCGGAAGGGGAGGGAAGAGAGAAGGAAAUAAUACGCAGUGCCAGGCCAGCAUAAACAUUUUAUAAAGUUUACUAACGAAUUUUUUAUAUGCCCAAUGAUUUUAUGCGUAGAUGCGCAGUUUAUAUACAACAUUCUUGAAAUAAAAAA
Ceratosolen solmsi marchali is the source of this 833-nucleotide messenger RNA. It is a transcript of the gene CPR14, whose product is annotated as cuticular protein 14. The transcript is spliced from 4 exons. Gene Ontology annotation, cellular component: chitin-based extracellular matrix. The record is from RefSeq and is a predicted model, not a curated record. The coding region runs from base 106 to 558 and encodes 150 amino acids. Gene Ontology annotation, molecular function: structural constituent of chitin-based larval cuticle. NCBI's taxonomy places the organism in Eukaryota, Metazoa, Arthropoda, Insecta, Hymenoptera, Agaonidae.